AUGGCUGCCAAGACUAUCAUCGUCACUGGUGCCUCGCGAGGCAUCGGUCUUGCCAUUGCCAAGUACCUCCUCACAGCACCUCAGGCGCACAAUGUUGUCGUGGUGGCUCGUAGUGUCGAGCCGCUCCAGAAGUUGAAGGAGCAGUACAGCAAGCAAGUGGAGGUGGUUAACGGUGACCUGGCUGACUUUUCUCUCGCUCAAAAGGUAGUUGAUACCGCGAUCAACUCCUUUGGCCAGCUUGACGGGAUGGUGUUAAACCACGGCAUCCUGGGCCAGGUCGGCAAGAUUGCUGCCGCUGAUGUUGACCAGUGGAAGAAAGACUUUGAUGUCAACUUUUUUAGCCUGGUUGCUUUCACUAAAGCGGCUCUCCCGGCUCUCCGCCAGUCCAAGGGAAAGAUUAUCUUCACCUCCUCAGGUGCCGCCGUGUCCGGCUACCGCGGCUGGGGUCUCUACGGAGCUACCAAGGCGGCAAUGAACCACUUCGCCAUGAGUCUGGGCAACGAGGAACCCGAUGUCAUCUCUGUAGCCAUCCGACCUGGCAUGGUUGACACCGAAAUGCAGCGGGAGCUGCGUGAGGACCACGCUACGAACCUAGACACCGAGAUGCACUCGAAAUUUGCAGGUGCCCACAAGGACGGCAAGCUUGUCAAGCCCGAGCAGCCGGGCCAUGUCAUGGCGAAGCUAGUGCUCGAGGCACCCAAGGACCUCAGCGGCCGUUUCCUCUCAUGGAACGACAAGGAGCUCGAUGCUUUCCAAGAAUAG
Penicillium daleae is the source of this 762-nucleotide messenger RNA. RefSeq names its product SDR family oxidoreductase. The record is from RefSeq and is a predicted model, not a curated record. The transcript is spliced from 4 exons. Gene Ontology annotation, molecular function: oxidoreductase activity, acting on NAD(P)H, oxygen as acceptor. NCBI's taxonomy places the organism in Eukaryota, Fungi, Ascomycota, Eurotiomycetes, Eurotiales, Aspergillaceae. Gene Ontology annotation, cellular component: intracellular anatomical structure. The coding region runs from base 1 to 762 and encodes 253 amino acids.